AUGAGCGAGACAUGUGAAGAGUGUGGGGAAUCGACGGAAUGGGACCAAGAGCUGGGCUCAGCCGUGUGCACGCACUGCGGGACACUCGCAGAUCCGACGCAGAGCGUGCUCACCUCCCAUCUCGAGCCAACAGAUACCUCAGGAAGGGAGUACUCUUCUUGGAACACAGUGCAGGGGAGCACGUUGAAGGGCAGGAAUGGAUGGGCGCUUUCGGGUCAGAGUAAGGAGGCUCGGGAUAGAAACAAUACGAUUGAGAUCCAUGGAUUCAUACGAUCCGUCGCCACCAGGCUCGGUCACCCCGGUGUGACGUCUCGGGCUCAGGGAAUUUUUGACCGAGCGAUGCUGAAGGGCCAGUACCGGUGGGGCCGCAAAGCGAAGCUCGCCUCAGGGGCGGCAAUUGCGGUUGCUCUGCGCGAAUCCAACAAGAGCGACUCGCUGCGAGACAUAGCGUAUCUCUUGGAGGAGGCCCCGGUGUCGCUUUCCCGGUCGUUUAUGUCCUUGAUAACCCUGCUCAACCUCAAUCUCACAGCGGCAGACCCGAGCGUGCAUCUGCCCAUGCUUCAAUCACAUUUACUAUCUCUCAUACAAGGAUCGUCUACCGUGCUUCAGACCUUGCCGGUGAAGCUGAAGACCCCAUUAACGUCUCUCGUUCCGCAUCUACCUACCGUGCUUGGUGUUGCAACAUCACUCGCGGCGCUCCUCUCCCGCACGAACACCCUCUCGAACGUGCCCACUCCACCGACCGCAUGCGCACUCGCGGAAGCACUCGGCGCACGCCUGGGUGCUGGCAAGGGUGUGGUCAUGCAGCGCUACAAAGUCAUAUAUGAUCUCGUUGAGGAGUGGAUUAAGGAGGUACCGUGGCUGGACGCACAUGAACGGAAGAAGGGCGGCGUAGGGAGGUCGAAGGUUGCCAAGCGUGUCGUCGUGGCUAGGGGCCUGAAGGAUGUCGUGCAGUUUCAGGAGGAGAUAUGGAAGAAGCGGCUGCAAGGGGAGGUUCGUCCAAAGUUGGAACUGCAAAUAUCUCAGGACGAUGAGGAAGGGGAUGUGGAGGACAAGGAGAACGACGCAGAGUUUGAAGCUGGUACGUCAGCUGCACCCCUCCACGUCUCAGACAAAGUAGACGUCAACUCCUCUAUCCCCCGAAAGAAGCGGAAGACACAGCACAACCGGUCCAUCGAGCAAGCUUCGCAGUUCUUACUGAAUCCGCUUACCUCUGGUACGGACGCCUUUUCGUCCUCGAGCGCUGCUUUGGUUUCGUCGUCUUCAGCGCAUCGUGCGGACGAUGGCGUCGACGCGCCAGACCUCAUGACACAUCUGCUCACUGUGGACAGUUCGACCCUUGCGCACGCAUUUGCGAAGGCGCCGACGCGGUUGCAGCUGCUGGCAUCGUCGCGCGGUGGGACCGGAGAGGGGAACAUUGCAGACGAGGAACUGUUCGCUGAGGGUGAAUUGGAGGGGAUUUUUCGGAGUGCAGAGGAAGCAGACAUCAUACGGGUAACGAUGGGCUGGGACGCUGAGGAGGGGGUUGACGAGCCCGCGCAACCAGCACGCAAGAGGAAGAGGGCGCAUUCGGAUUCCGACGAUGAGGGUGCAGCCUCUAUGGAGUUGAACAUUGGUAAGGCCAGGGGCUCGAAGAGAAUCAAUAUGGACGCUCUGGCAAAGCUUUUGGACCCCUCUACUGCUUUAGGCGAAGACUUCGAGAUGUACGAGAAGGAUGACAUGACGACCUUCGCGUUUGCCGAUGGCGGGGAGGUCGUUGAGGAGUGGCGCCCGCUGUCUCCUGGAGGUGGCGGUUUUGACGAAGAACGAUAUGAUAUUUGA
Sparassis crispa is the source of this 1821-nucleotide messenger RNA. RefSeq lists its product with no specific name. The record is from RefSeq and is a predicted model, not a curated record. The transcript is spliced from 4 exons. The coding region runs from base 1 to 1821 and encodes 606 amino acids. Lineage: Eukaryota; Fungi; Basidiomycota; Agaricomycetes; Polyporales; Sparassidaceae. Gene Ontology annotation, cellular component: nucleus; transcription factor TFIIIB complex; transcription preinitiation complex. Gene Ontology annotation, molecular function: RNA polymerase III general transcription initiation factor activity; RNA polymerase III type 3 promoter sequence-specific DNA binding. Gene Ontology annotation, biological process: DNA-templated transcription initiation; transcription by RNA polymerase III; transcription preinitiation complex assembly.